Durio zibethinus is the source of this 1078-nucleotide messenger RNA. RefSeq lists its product as uncharacterized. Gene Ontology annotation, biological process: protein histidyl modification to diphthamide. The record is from RefSeq and is a predicted model, not a curated record. Gene Ontology annotation, cellular component: cytosol. NCBI's taxonomy places the organism in Eukaryota, Viridiplantae, Streptophyta, Magnoliopsida, Malvales, Malvaceae. Gene Ontology annotation, molecular function: metal ion binding.
GCAGGGUUAAAAUUUUGCCUUUUAUGGGCCUUUUGGGCUUCAAAUAAAUAGAUGGACAUGGAUCUAUCACGAGCAAUUGAAGUCCAAAUCAAACUACUGCCUGAGCCCAAACUCUUGCAAGGCAGAAGCAUAAAAUUCAAACGACGACGUGCCAAAGCUCUCUGUCUGUAUAUCACAUUGUCCUACGCUAUAUGCGCCGCCGCUAUGAUACGUUAAAGAGAAGCGGAGGAAGAGUUCCCCUCACCGGCUCUUUAUAUACGCCUAGGGUUUUGUAAAACCGAAUCACUCCUUAAAUUUAACUGAUUUUGUGAUAUUGUUCUUGUUACCAUUGGUAGUGAACCAUGAUUCUUGGAAGUAACUCAAUCCGAGAAACCCACUAUGACGUUCUGUCUAUUAAGGAAGACGCAAGCCAUGAAGAAAUUCGUACAAGUUAUAAAACUGCUAUCCUUAAUUCUCAUCCAGAUAAGCUACAUUCUUAUCAUGAGACAGGAGACAGAUUUUUAAGAAUACAGAAGGCCUGGGAAAUCCUUAGUGACCCCAAGUCACGUGCAGUCUAUGACAGUGAGCUGCGUGAUUCAAGACAGGAUGUAGUGGCCUCAGAAGAUAUCGUCUUAGAAGAUAUGAUGAUUGAAGAUGCUGGAGAAGUCAUGGAGCUCUUUUACCAGUGUCGAUGUGGUGAUCACUUCUCAGUUGAUUCUUUGGAGUUGGGUAAAAUGGGGUACACAUUGUUUUGGGAUGGGACUGAGAUAUCUUUAAGGACCCCUGAUGCCUUUCCGGCAUCAAUAGUUCUGCCAUGUGGUUCUUGUUCUUUGCUUGUUCGUCUGAUGAUAAAUCCAGAUAUUAAAGUUACAACUGAUGGUCGUUUGUGAUUGGUUUUCCAUUUUCACUUGUGAUUGAUGAUUUAGUAAGUUAUUCUUUUCAUUGUCGUAGAAAAGAUUUAGAUGUGAAGCAGUUGACAUCUAUUACAAUUGACAGCCUCAGGGACAGUUGAAAAUGUUCUUUGUUGUGUAAUGUAAACAUUAUACUGAGUGAACAAUCUUCAGGAAAGUUGCCUUGAUGAAUUUUGAAAAUAUGUUUA